Molecule: messenger RNA, 782 nt
Organism: Condylura cristata (star-nosed mole)
Lineage: Eukaryota; Metazoa; Chordata; Mammalia; Eulipotyphla; Talpidae
Gene: SPC25
Product: SPC25, NDC80 kinetochore complex component
Exons: 6
Coding region: 98-667 (189 amino acids)
Biological process (GO): chromosome segregation
Cellular component (GO): Ndc80 complex
Source: RefSeq, a predicted model, not a curated record
UGCAUAUAAACAGCUGUUGGUUGAAAUUAGGUCUUUUGUGGAGAACGGCGGCGGAGCUCAGACCUGCUGGUGACUGUGAGGGAGCAUUCUUUUCAAAAUGGUAGAGGACGAACUGGCAUUAUUUGAUAAAACUAUAAAUGAAUUUUGGAAUAAAUUCAAAAGCACUGUCAGUGACACCUCCUGUCAGAUGGCAGGGCUACGAGAUACCUACAAGGACUCCAUGAAAGCAUUUGCAGAAAAACUGUCUGUGAAAUUAAAGGAAGAAGAACGCAUGGUUGAGAUGUUUCUGGAAUAUCAAAAUCAGAUCUACAAGCAGAAUAAGCUCAUUGAAGAAAAAAAGGAUAACUUGAUGAAGAUGAUUGCUGAAGUAAAAGGUAAAAAGCAAGAAUUGGAAGUACUGACUGCAAAUAUCCAAGAUCUUAAGGAAGAAUAUACCAGGAAGAAAGAAAGUGAUAAAUUACAGUUUAUUUUCACAAAUAUUGAUCCAAAGAAUCCUGAGAGCCCAUUUAUGUUUUCUUUGCGUCUUAAUGAAGCAAGAGACUAUGAAGUGUCAGAUUGUUCUCCUCAUCUUGAGUGCUUAGCAGAAUUUCAAGAGAAUGUAAGAAAGACCAACAAUUUUUCAGCUUUUCUUGCCAAUGUUCGGAAAGCUUUUAUUGCUCUGGUUUAGAAUCAACGCAUAAAUAGUGUAUAAAACUUUCAUUUUCUUCCCUAUCAUGUAUCUCUUUUAAAAAGAAUUCUCGUUAUUCUUUGUUUGCCUAUAACCCUUUUGUAUUUUUGUAACA